This is a messenger RNA of Scomber japonicus (chub mackerel), 995 nucleotides long. RefSeq lists its product as uncharacterized. Lineage: Eukaryota; Metazoa; Chordata; Actinopteri; Scombriformes; Scombridae. The transcript is spliced from 4 exons. The coding region runs from base 27 to 995 and encodes 322 amino acids. The record is from RefSeq and is a predicted model, not a curated record.
ACAGUAAAGACUUUUUUUACCGGACCAUGGAAAGACAGAGAACCAAGAGAGGAUACAAUGAAAACAAUUGUUUUGGUCGCCAUCUGAAUCUGAGUGAAUUAAAAGAGGAAGCUAAAGAGUUGGAAAACGUAUAUCUCCUCAAAGAAAACAUCCUGCCGUACCCUCGACCAGAGUUUCAUGUGACUCAUCUGAAACAUGACACAAAUGGAAAAGGUUUACGUGGUAUCAAGGCGAGUAAAGGUUUCCGUGACCCUGAUCCUCUGGGGCUGGUGUGGUGGAAUCUGAUGGUGAGACCUGAGGACAUCCAGUCUGCUGAGCCGAGGCUCCUGGACCAGAUCUACCCAGACCGGACAGAGGAGCAGGCUCAGAAACAGCAAAGCUUUCUGGGGAAGUUCGCCACCUCGCCGGCCUUCCUGGACUCCUCCAGGCUGGGCUCGUACCGCUUCACCUUCCCGCUGGAGGAGGUGCUGACAGCCUACAGCCAGCAGCUUUGCUCCGGUGCUCAGCCCGUCAUGCGGGUGUUCAAGACCGCCCUGUACAAACAGGAAGUGAUGUACGCUGUCCUGGUCCACAGUCCAGCCAAUCAGGAGCUGUUCUCAGGAUUUCCUUUGCUGACUGACGAGCCGAACGCUGUCUGUGCUUACAGAGAUGGUCGCUUCAUCUGGAGGCCUGAGGCCAUGUGUGGGACUCACAGUUUUGAGUUGGUCUACAAACGUGAUGAGAACCAGGUGGAAGUGAACGAACUGUUUGGAUUUGACCGUCCAUUUUAUGUUUGGGAUAAUGUCGCCAUCACCCUGCAUGUGGAGGAAGGACAGGUGCUGAAGUUUGAUGCUGAGCGACUGAGAGAAAACCUCACGUACUGUGGAAAAGGAACGCCUAUAACCACAUCUCCUGGAAGUUUUUAUACUUUCGAAUAUGCUGAAGCUCUUGUUAAUGACUUGUGGCCUGGCAGUGAGUCACCACUGGAGCGCUCGGUGAACAUUCAGGCAUCCUAA